Messenger RNA from Vitis vinifera (wine grape), 762 nucleotides. RefSeq lists its product as uncharacterized. The transcript is spliced from 6 exons. NCBI's taxonomy places the organism in Eukaryota, Viridiplantae, Streptophyta, Magnoliopsida, Vitales, Vitaceae. The record is from RefSeq and is a predicted model, not a curated record.
AUGGCGGAAUACAAAGUCAGGGCUAGGCCGAUCGUCGAUGAAAAAGGAAGCAAUGCUCUUGCGGAGAAGGCAAUGGUGGCGGAGUGGUCCUCUGGCAAAUGCAAUUGCGGCUUGCGAGUUCACGUGCCAUCUCUUAGGCACGGAGGGAGUGGAGCGAAGGGGUUUUCAGCAAGUGGAGGCAAGGCUAAAGGUUUUCUAAGAUCAGAUCCACCGGACGAGAAACUCAAUUCCGCACUGCUGCUGAGUUGUCGGACUUAUCCACCAAGGGAUUCGUGGAAUUUCUAUGGAUUGCCGCCCCCUUUUGGGUAUGCUGGUACUAAGAGUCCUCUCACUACCAACCAGCAGACAUCAUCUGGCUGAGUCUUGCCGGGGAGAUCGGAGCAACAGGGAACGCCUAGAACACGUUUUUCUUCCUGGGCUGCAGUAAGUAGAUCGAGAGGUCGUUCCGCCCCUUGUCCCUGAAGAUGGGUAAUAUGUUCUCAUAAAAUGUUGCUCCAAUCUGACCUAGCUGGCGAGCGAUCCCAGUUCGCGGCAGAGAACAAGACAGCAAGUGAGCGUACCUUUGUUCGCUUCUUCUCCACCAAGCACGGAAGUUUAAGGAUAACUGUAGGUCGGUGGCUACCUAAGGAAACUCCGAUUCGAUCCGCCCCCCGGCUGGGAGGCAUCUACCUCAUCCCGAUCACAAGGAGAGGUUCACCAUGAUGGGGGGUACUUUAUUCUUUUUUCCCUUCCGGAAAGAAUGAAAUGCAUAGGGGACCAUCC